AUGUCCAGCACAUCAAGCGUCGUGACAUCAUCCUGAAGCGGGAGCUAGGGGAGGGGGCCUUUGGGAAGGUCUUCCUGGCUGAGUGCUACAACUUGAGCCCAACCAAGGACAAGAUGCUGGUGGCUGUCAAGACCCUGAAGGACCCCACCCUGGCGGCCAGGAAGGACUUCCAGAGGGAGGCGGAGCUCCUUACCAACCUGCAGCACGAGCACAUCGUCAAGUUCUACGGCGUGUGUGUGGACGGCGACCCGCUCAUCAUGGUGUUUGAGUACAUGAAGCACGGAGACCUCAACAAGUUCCUGAGAGCCCACGGGCCAGACGCCUUGAUCCUGGUUGACGGACAGCCCCUGCAGACCAAUGGGGAGCUGGGCCUGUCGCAGAUGCUGCACAUCGCUAGCCAGAUUGCGGCGGGGAUGAUGUACCUGUCGUCCCAGCACUUUGUGCACAGAGACCUGGCCACCAGGAACUGUCUGGUGGGGAACGGCCUGCUGGUGAAGAUCGGAGACUUCGGGAUGUCCAGGGACAUCUACAGCACGGACUACUACCGGGUGAGGAGCUACACUGUCGGAGGUCACACCAUGCUGCCCAUCCGCUGGAUGCCUCCUGAGAGCAUCAUGUAUAGGAAGUUCACCACGGAGAGCGAUGUGUGGAGCUUUGGGGUGAUUCUGUGGGAAAUCUUCACCUACGGCAAACAGCCCUGGUUCCAGCUGGCCAAUAACGAGGUGAUAGAGUGUAUCACCCAAGGCCGUGUGCUGGAGAGACCCCGCGUGUGUCCUAAGGAGGUUUAUGACAUGAUGCUAGGCUGCUGGCUGAGAGAGCCCCAGCAGAGGCUAAACAUCAAGGACAUACAGAAAAUACUCUUCGCCUUGAGCAAAGCUACGCCAGUCUAUCUGGACAUCCUCGGCUAGCCGCCAGCCUGGCUGAAGGCACGCUAGCCUGUUAGCGUGCUAGGGUG
Messenger RNA from Hypomesus transpacificus, 955 nucleotides. RefSeq names its product NT-3 growth factor receptor-like. Lineage: Eukaryota; Metazoa; Chordata; Actinopteri; Osmeriformes; Osmeridae. Gene Ontology annotation, cellular component: membrane; signaling receptor complex; axon. Gene Ontology annotation, molecular function: neurotrophin receptor activity; transmembrane receptor protein tyrosine kinase activity; neurotrophin binding. Gene Ontology annotation, biological process: cellular response to nerve growth factor stimulus; cell surface receptor protein tyrosine kinase signaling pathway; positive regulation of kinase activity. The record is from RefSeq and is a predicted model, not a curated record. The annotation marks the transcript as partial. The transcript is spliced from 5 exons.